Molecule: messenger RNA, 1909 nt
Organism: Lolium perenne
Lineage: Eukaryota; Viridiplantae; Streptophyta; Magnoliopsida; Poales; Poaceae
Source: RefSeq, a predicted model, not a curated record
UACCCUUUUCUCGCCCGAGAAAAUUCCCCACCCUCCUCUCCUCCUCCUCCCGUGAAACCCUAGCCGCCGCCGCCGCCACACCCCAAAUCCAAAUCCCGCUCGCCCCCGGCCGGAUUUCUCCCGCGAAUCGAAUUUCGCCCUUCGGUUCGCGGUCGGUCCUCGCCGUCCCUCUCUUGAUUCCCGGGAGAACCAUGUCGAGGUGCUUCCCCUUCCCGCCGCCGGGGUACGUCAGGAACCCGGCGGCCGUGGCCGUGCCGGUGCCCGUGGCGGACGCGACCGAUAAGCUCCAGAAAGAAAGGGAAAGGGCUGACAGGAAGAAAGAGAAAAAGAAUGAGAAGAAGGCUCUCAAGCUGGCUGGUGGCGAGCCUUCUAAGCAUUCUAAACGGUCUCACAAGAAGAGAAAGCAUGAAGAGGUUAGCAUUGCUGGCCAGGAGUCCAAAACUGCUUCCAAAGAACUAGUUGAACAGUUGGAGAAGAGUGGGCUCUCGGAAGAGCAUGGAGCUCCGUUCUUUACUCAGACAGUACAUGGCUCUCCAGAGAGUUCCCAGGAUAGCAGUAAGAGAAGAAAGGUUGUGCUCCCAAGUCCAAGUCAAAACAAGAAUGGGACUGUCUUCCGCAUCAAGGUUAAGGGUUACCAGGGACCUCCUUCACCCAUGUUGGACAGUUCAAUGGUUCCUCAGCAACCACCUGUCCAGCAAACACCACCAGGUUCAUCCCUGCUGAGUACACAGAACACAAUCCAGCCUCAGAGGGAAGCGACUGCGAAAUCAGCAGCAGUUCACCGGCAAAGCAUUAAGAGCGAUUCUCAAGGUGUGCUAAAACCGGUGGAUGCUCAACUCCCCGCAAAGGUCUUUCCGAGAGGUAAUCUAUCUAAGGAGCCAAGUGUUCAGAAGGUUGCGCCACUCAGCACCUCUGCAAAGAUUGUGCAGAAGAUUGAUCCCCGACUCGGCUCUUCCUCUGCCAAGGUGAUGAGAAGUGCUGAUCCUUUCCCUGUGCAGCCAACUCAACGAGUUGUUCCUCCACUUGCAAAGGUGUCACAAAGAGUGGAUCUUCCUUCUGCCCAGGUUUUGCAGAGAGUUGAUCUUCCUCCUGCCAAGGUGUUGCAGAGAGCCGAUCUUCCUCCUGCCAAGGUACUGCAAAGAGCUGAUCUUCCUCCUGCCAAGGUGUUGCGGGGAGUUGAUCCCCUUGUAUCAUCGAAGCAGCUUCAGAGAGAUGCCUCCUCUGUGCCGCACAAGGAAAUUGGCGCUACUGCUCUUCACCAGCCAGACAGGCAGCAGCUGCCUGAGAUGCAAAGACCAGAGCUGCCUGUGGUGAAGCAGCAGCAGGCAAACUCCUUGCACAAAGAAGAGCCUUGUUCCUCUGGUAGGAACACUGAAAAGAUGGCAGCACCCGAGGUGAAGCUGUCAAAGUCGGAUCGGAAGAAGAGCCGCAAGUCUGAGAAGAAAGAAAGGAAGUUCGGGGAUCUAUUUGUUACCUGGAAUCCUCCUUCGCUUGAGAUGGAAGAUGCAUGUGGCCUUGGCGACCAGGACUGGCUGCUUGUAGGCACUACGAAACCUGAUGCCCGCAUCGGCGGUUGCGCAGCAAGUGAUGGUUCAUUGCCGGUUCAAUCAGCGGAGCAGUUCUCAUGGCAGCCCAGGGCAAUUCAUUUGCCUGACCUAGAUCUUUACCAGCUUCCAUACGUUGUUCCAUUUUAGUUGUGUGUAGGUUUACUGAGGUAGAUGAGAAGUAGAGGAGAUGUAGGGAGAGAGCUGUGUCGGUGUGGGAUAUCUGUUUCCCGUCCGCAGUUUUCCAGCUUUGUUCCAGAGUUUUUAUUCUUUGAGGACGAUGAGUUUGGCAAGCUCAAAGUGUUGUUUAUGUACUUGGCCUUCUCUUUUCAUGUGAAAGGAACCACAGACGACUUUGUAUUUAA